Molecule: messenger RNA, 1528 nt
Organism: Papilio xuthus (Asian swallowtail)
Lineage: Eukaryota; Metazoa; Arthropoda; Insecta; Lepidoptera; Papilionidae
Exons: 8
Coding region: 257-1393 (378 amino acids)
Source: RefSeq, a predicted model, not a curated record
UUAACGUAAAUACUUUGUGCAUAAAUAUUUAUUUUUAUAUUAAUAUAACUGAUAAGUGCAUUGAUAUAGAUAAGCUCAAGGUUUUGUGUACGGUGAGAACAAAACAAUUGGUAAUCGUGUAGCGAGUAAUCAGUUGUUUUACUGCGUCGAAUAACGCCGGCUGUCAGCUGUAUCGUGCUCAAGUGCUUAGAUAACCUGUGAUGAUGUUUACGAGUAUGUAAGUUGUUUUAAAGUGAACUUUAGUGAAGAGUUAAAGAUGACAAGAUCUAGCUACCGUCCACUUGUGCCCCGAUCUUCAAACAACUCGUUGGAGACAAGAGAAACAGAGUGUUUCUCGAGCUUCAAUGACUUGCAACCAGCGGAGGCUAACCACCAAGAAAUACCACCGAAAACGACAUACAGGACAACGUCGCCGCCGGGCGAGCCACUGGUGGUGGGCGGCAAGCCGCGAUGCCCACCUGCGCUCUCACGGCUGCGCGUCGAGCGCGUCGAAGGCGGCCUGGCAGUGGCUGGCGUAGUCGUCGCCGCCAACUGCCAGAUCAUCCUGCCCAUCUUCGGCUUCCUCUUCAUGCUUGUCGGCUGUGUACUCACCGCGGCAUCAUACCGCGGCUGUGGUGAGAACGAGGAGCCUGACCACUACGCGGCGCGCAUUGCAUUCACCGGCAACUCACGCGUUCUCGGCCCUGUAUGCAUUGUCGCCGGUGCACUCAUGACCAUCGCAGGUAUAGUCCUGUGCAUGUUGAUGCGCGCGGCACAACGCCGGCAGCGUCGCCUAGCGUUCCACUGCCCCAUACACGGAGACUUCUACCCGCUCAGUCCGCAGAACAGUAGGAAGUACUCUCGUAGCCCACGAGGGCUGUGGCUGCGCGUGCGCACGUGGCUGGGACUGGCGGCGGAGUGCGGGCCGGCGCGCUGCCCGCGCUCCGCCGAGCCCGCCUCGCCAGCGCGCGCCGACGCCCCAUGCCCACCACCUUUGCCUUUCCUGGUGCCGUCCGAUUCUGUCGUAGGGAUGGCAUCGGUGCUGGGUGCCCCGCUCAGCCCUGAGCAGACGUUCGGCUCAAUCAAGUCACUGGCGAUAUCGCGUGAAGUUGCCAGCUUUCCGUUAUCACGCUCGCCCACUCCGCCACCGUUAAGCUGCCCGCCAUUUAAAGACGAAACGAAGAAUUUUGAGAGCAUACCGAACGCGGUGACUCCGCGGCCAGACCUCGAGAGCGGCGCCCCGGCCUUCAGCUACCGCGUGGUCGAGUGCAAGAUGACCACUGCUGAGGAGGUGCAUCGCGCCCCGACCACCGCUCGCAGCGCCCCCGCAGCCCCCACAGCCCCCGGCAACGCCUCACAUGAUAGGCAGAGACCCAACACAGUGGCCGUCAUACCACACGACGGCAAGGGUUAACACUAAUUAAAACCAUAGACUUUUUGUUCAAAGUGUCAAUACUGAGGUUGGAGCGCUGUACAAACAAUCGGAAUGUGGUAUAAUGUGAAACAAUUUAUUAUUGUGCCCCCUUUUGUACAAAAAAUGUGCUACAAA